Molecule: messenger RNA, 3571 nt
Organism: Parasteatoda tepidariorum (common house spider)
Lineage: Eukaryota; Metazoa; Arthropoda; Arachnida; Araneae; Theridiidae
Product: neural cell adhesion molecule 2
Molecular function (GO): protein binding
Source: RefSeq, a predicted model, not a curated record
ACCCUACCUGAGAUUGGGGAAUUCGGAAUCACUUCGGACCUGAGAGUCCUGCUCCGUGAAACAGGAACGGGAAAACAGGAGAAAAAGUUCAAAUAAAGUUGGUACGGAUAAAACUUCCGACAACCACCCAGUUCGACCUUUGGGAAAAAUUCCAUUUGUGGUUGUGCCUCGAAACUUGGUGUUUUUUGAAAAUCUUGUGUCACAAGGAGAUAUUUGUGAGUGGUGUUGAUCUAAUUUAAUUGCUUCUGGAAAAGAAUUGGAACUAAUUUUGUUAGUGGCCUCGAGAUAUCGGGUCACUAUGUUUGGAAUUCUUUUUCUGGUUCUACAAUGGGUGAUAAGCACGUGCGCUGGAAAGACAUUUGGAGGUAUAGAAAGAGGAGAACCACAAGAACGACACACAGUAUUAUCUGGUGGAAAGCUUUCCCUUCCCUGUGAUAUAAUUUCACCAAGUGAUGGAGAUGAAGUAUAUCUAGUUCUAUGGUACAAAGGUGAUAUUGCAACACCAAUCUACAGCUUCGAUGCCAGGAGAGGUCACGUGGGGCAAGCGAGGCAUUCGUCCAAAGAUUUCUUAACUGGUAGAGCCUAUUUCAACACCGUACCUCGACCAGCUGUUCUGGAAAUUUCCGGAAUAAGCCCAGAAGAUGAAGGAGAAUAUAGAUGUAGAGUAGAUUUCAGGAAAGCCCAAACACGGAAUUAUCAGAUUGCCGUCAAAGUUUUAAUUCCUCCUGGUAAACCAGAAAUAAAAGAUGAGCUAGGAAAAGCACUUCAAGGUGUUAUACGUUCAUACAAUGAAGGUGAUACGUUGUACCUGAUAUGUGAAAGUAAAGGAGGAAAACCUACACCAGUAUUGACUUGGUGGAGGGGCCCACUUCUCAUAGACGAUACAUUCGAAGUUACAUCUACACAUAUCGUCAGGAAUGAGUUACAAAUAGACAGUUUGACGAGGAAAGAUCUAAUGGCAGAAUUCACGUGCCAGGCUUCAAACAACAACGUAUCGUCACCAAUGAAAAGUUCAAUUUCUGUGGAUUUGAAUUUUCGACCAUUAGUUGUGAAGAUAGAAGGUCCCAGACAGCCAUUCAAAUCAGGCGAAAGAGUUCAACUGAAAUGUUCGGGUCAGGGCUCUCGACCUCCAGCAGUACUGACAUGGAAAAAAGCAGGAUCAAACUUCAAAAAUCCUCAAGAAGAAGUGGUCACUGGGGGUAAUGCAACAAUCAGUGUAUUUUCCUUUACUCCCACACCAGAAGACCACGGUCAUUAUGUCACUUGCCGAGCUGAGAACCCUCUCAUCCCCGGAAGUGGCAUUGAAGACGGCUGGAAGAUGGAAGUGCAUUUUGUCCCACAACUAAGUCUCAGACUUGGAAGCAAACUUCGACAUUCAAACAUACUAGAAGGAAACGAUGUUUACUUCGAGUGCACCAUCAAAUCUUCACCAUGGGUCCAUGAAACUGGUUGGCGAUUCGAAGGCCAGGAACUUGUUACAAAUAUAUCUGCUGGUGUGAUCGUCAGUAACCAGUCACUAGUUCUUCAAAAAGUACAAAGGCGGAACAGGGGACGAUACAGCUGCACAGGAACAAACAGUGAAGGACAAGGAGAGAGUAAUCAUGUUUACUUACGUGUACAAUUUACACCGAUCUGCAAAAGUGGCCAGCAGACAGUGUAUGGUGCUAUGCUGCAUUUUCCGGUAGAGAUUGCUUGCGAGGUUGAAGCUGAUCCAGACGAUGUGUCCUUCAGAUGGGAGUUUAAUAGCUCAUUUGGAACACUUGAGUUAGAACCCACCAUUACAAGUGGCAGGAAAAGUGUCGUCCAUUACAUUCCCAGAUCUGAACAGGACUUUGGAACGCUCUCGUGCUGGGGAAGAAACAGAGUUGGACUUCAGCGGAUGCCUUGUCUCUUCGUUGUCAUCCCUGCAGAACCGCCAUCUGCCGUCCACAACUGCACCAUCGGCCAAGAGACAGAGUAUUUUUUCCGAGUGUCCUGUUACGAAGGCAAAGACGGUGGCCUUAACCAAUACUUUCAAUCUGAAGUGAGAGGACCAGACUCUACUCUACUCUUUAACCUCACUUCCCAGACAGCAGACUUCGCAGUGCGAGGAUUAAGUCCGGGUACUAUUUAUACACUAACCAUGUAUGCAGUGAAUGCAAAGGGUCGUAGCACUCCCCUCAUCAUUAAAGCAUCAACGCUUUCUACACCUGAGAGUCAAACAAGAAGAGAGGAUGUGUGGGAACUGAGCCUGAGUCCUGUACUCUUAGUGCUAUUCGCUGUCAUUGGAGGAAUCGUUCUUGUUGCCUUCUCUAUUAUCUUGUACCUAAAGUUCCAGGGAAAAAGAAACAUCGCCAAAGGGUCUAAUCAAUCUGAAGACAAAAAAAAUCCAUCUAGCUCUGAUCCCGACCACAAAAAUUUUAACCACUGUUUAUGUGAACACCGAGAAGAGGAGCAACUAAAGCAUUUCACACCUGAUAGUUAUGUAAUCAUAGAAAAUAGCAAACCAGAUGUAACAGGAGAAGCGACAGCAAAAACGGAAAGUGUAUAUUGGAAAAAGCUGCCGCUUGAUUCAUCAAAUAGCGAAAAUUUUAUUAAUCCAAGAUUAAAAAUUAAGCUUCCUCUGCAAACAGAGCUGGAAACACCUGACAUUGAAAGAACGCGCACUUAUGUAGCUAGUCCAACAGAGAGCUUCACGCAUGGCAGCGCCAUAAUUGUCAAGCAACGGUCAUCACCAAAUGACCGGAGUCCUUCUUCCGUCAGCUUAACUAUCAGACACACAGAUGUUUAGCAUAGAAACCAUACCUAUGGUGCCAAAUAAAUUAUAUGUCAAAUUGUGUAACAAAUCGAACUGAUUGCUGUGCUUCAUUGAGGAAUGAAUUACUCAUGUAUGCAUAUAAAAGAAAGAAGACAAGAAUUAUGUGAUACUGACAGUGUUGAACUGUAGAGACUAUAUGAAAAUCGGUACAGAUUCUCGAAUGAGUAGAAUAUUGUGUUGUGAACAAAUAAACCCAUUUACGAUUUGAAAAUAAUAAAUGGUGCUCAUCAUUUGACUUUUUAGUACAAUAAUGAAACUUAUGAAGAAUUUCUAUCAUUUUUAUAAUAAGAUCAAAAUGUUUUCAUGAGGAUACAAUGUGUUCGUUGAAAAUAAUUCAGCUACAGUGAUUCAUUGAUUACUCUUUUCUUAUCAUCAAAAACAUUAUCAUCAGGAAUAUAUCUUCCUAAUUCCAACAAUUUUCUAAUAUUUAAGAAUGUUAUUCAGAAGCAAGCAAAAACAUAGUGAUAUUUUAUAAUUACUUUGGAAAAUUCAAUGGUGAUUGAAGCACGUAAUUUAAAUAAUUACAAGCAAAUUUAAUCUUAUAAUUAAAUAUUAAUCAAACUUGUGUAACUUGACAUAAAUAAAAUUGAAUUAAAUUAUCAUAUUAAGAAAUUCAAUAAACAAAUACAUACAUUUACUAUAGUAUUACCUUUAGUCAUUUUAAACAACCUUUAAAAUGUUUUCAUUUAACUUAUAUUUCGAAAAUUGAUAUUACCGGAAAUGUAAUAUCAGUACCUUUAUGGUCUGAGUUGAAUAACUUUUCUUCAAAAAAAU